Molecule: messenger RNA, 479 nt
Organism: Parastagonospora nodorum SN15
Lineage: Eukaryota; Fungi; Ascomycota; Dothideomycetes; Pleosporales; Phaeosphaeriaceae
Exons: 3
Coding region: 6-290 (94 amino acids)
Cellular component (GO): mitochondrion
Source: RefSeq, a predicted model, not a curated record
CAAACAUGACCGUCACCGAGUCGAUAAAGCAUGCCGUCGGCAUCACGGGCGAGCCUAAGAAGGCCACCCGUGAGGAGAUGAGCGCCGCCAGACUGCCCCUCCCGUACCGAGACUCGUGCGCACAUCUUCUCAUCCCGCUGAACCGGUGUCGGUUCGACGAGUACUACUUGCCAUGGAAGUGCGAGAACGAACGGCACUCGUACGAAAAAUGCCAAUACGACGAGUUCAAGGAGCGUGUGAAGAAGAUGGACGAGUUGCGGGCAGCCAAGGGCGGAGAGCGCAGCAAUUGAGCGAGACGCACAAAUGACGAAACAUACAUCCCAAAGAGGACUGCAUGUAUAUAUCCAGCAGCCAAUACCACCGCCACAAUCCGGCUUCAGAGCCCGUCACAUCACAGCAGUCACUUGUCCCAAAGUUGCAGCACCAUAGGACCAGCAUGAGUGAGCCCAAAAUACUGUUCUGAUUAUUGUCUACACAUU